This is a messenger RNA of Dovyalis caffra, 1923 nucleotides long. The record is from the annotation of a GenBank genome assembly. NCBI's taxonomy places the organism in Eukaryota, Viridiplantae, Streptophyta, Magnoliopsida, Malpighiales, Salicaceae.
AUGAUCCAACCAACUGGUUUCCAUGGUAUGGGGCGUUCUCAAUUCCUUGGAAUUUUCAAUGUACUUGGUUUCUUGGUGUUUCUUUUCUUAGUCUACAAUCACAGUAAAUUUCUCCUAAAACCAAAUUCACAGUCACUUCUUUCCUCUCAAAAAUGGGAAUUGAGAGGCAGGAGAAUUGCUGCUGAUAUUAAUGUUACUUCUUCUACUACUACUGUUUAUGAUACAAAUGUUUUACCACCCAAUGAUGCACAAUUCUGUCCUGGAUUGUUAGAACACAAGGGUUAUAGUAGCAGUUGUGAGUAUUUGAUUGCCCACCCAGAAUGUACUUCACGUGGGCUCUUUCAUUACGUUAGGUUCUUCUAUUGUGAUUGCAAGAAACUUGCUAUGUUGGGCUAUGUAGUUUUGGCCAUAUGGCUUGUUGCUUUGUUUUAUUUGUUAGGAAAUACUGCUGCGAAUUACUUUUGUUGUUCGUUGGAGAAGCUUUCAAAUUUGUUGAGGCUGUCUCCGACUGUUGCUGGUGUUACUUUGUUGCCAUUGGGGAAUGGAGCUCCAGAUGUGUUUGCUAGCAUUGCUGCAUUCGUGGGUAAGGGUGCAGGUGAAGUGGGACUCAAUAGUGUGUUGGGUGGAGCUGUUUUUGUUACUUGUGUUGUUGUGGGUGUUAUAUCUCUUUGCAUAGCGGAGAGAAGAGUUCAGAUUGAUAGGAAAUGUUUUACUAGAGAUAUAUGUUUCUUUUUGUUCACUCUUGUAUGGCUUGCUAUUGUUUUGAUUGUCGGUAAGGUGACUGUUGGAGUUGCAAUAGCCUUUGUUUUGAUCUAUGUAGCCUAUGCAUUUGUGGUUGCUGCGAAUGAGAUUAAGCAUGCCCAGAGAUUGAGAUUCGAUUCCUUAACACCUUUGCUUCCUGUUAAGGGAAGUUUGUUUGCUCAAGGAAGUGAAGAGGAUGAAUCUAUUUAUGCCUCAUUGCUUGACACUGAUUCCAAAAGUGAUGUCCCACAUCUCCAAAAUAAGUUGCCUCAUUGGAUGUGGGCUUCAAAUCUAGCAAUAUAUUCCAAUCAGACCUUGAAGGAAACUACAGAGAGCCCAAAAUAUUUGUGGGGUUGGAAUGAGGAGGAAACGAUGAAAGAUCAUCCUUCCUGCUCUUGUUCAGAACUGUUUUGGUUGCUGGAGAUGCCAUUUACAGUCCUGAGAAGGUUGACAAUCCCGAUAGUUGAGGAGGAAAGGUGGUCUAAAGGGUAUGCUGUUGCUAGUGCUUCAUUGGCACCCAUUCUUCUAGUGCUUUUGUGGAACACACAAGAUGACCUUGGAAUAGUGAAUCGUGAAAUUUGGUCUUGUUUUGGUGUUGUUUCUGGUGGUUUACUUGGUGUUCUUGCAUAUCUGUAUACCAGAGCUGAUGAGCCACCUCACAGAUUUCUAUUUCCUUGGGUUUUGGGGGGAUUUUUUAUGAGUAUCAUCUGGUUCUACAUUGUUGCAAAUGAGCUUGUUGCUUUGCUUGUGGCAUUAGGUGUGAUCUUGGGCAUUAGUCCAUCAAUCCUUGGUUUAACUGUAUUGGCUUGGGGAAAUUCAAUGGGUGAUUUGAUGUCAAAUGUUGCACUGGCAAUGAAUGGUGGAGAGAGUGUGCAGAUUGCCAUGUCUGGGUGCUAUGCAGGCCCUAUGUUCAAUACACUUGCUGGUUUGGGAAUCUCGAUGCUUCUUGGAGCCUGGUCCAGGAAACCUUCAGCAUAUGCAGUUCCCCAAGAUCCACACUCGUUUUUUACAAUAGUAUUUUUAAUGACAGGGCUUAUUUGGUCACUAAUUGUGCUUCCAAGGAAUGACAUGCGUCCUAGCAAGAUGUUAGGAGUUGGCCUUAUAAUCAUCUAUGUAACGUUUCUUAUCUUGAGGGUGAGCAUCUCUAUGGGUGCUGUGUCAGUUGUAGGACUACAUAGCUAG